UAACUGGAAGUAUCUAGGCGAGAGAAGAACUUGGGACCUGCCUUCACGCAACCGUCAGUACAACCCUACGAAAUAUAUGUCUUCUCUUCUGUAGAACUUGCAGGCAUGUGAAAAGUUUGGCUCAGAAGAGGAGCACCUUGGAACACUUCCAACACGUUGGAACACUUUCAAACUUCAAUAAUGUAGUCACUAUAAGUCUAGCAAAGAGUAGUCACACAGACAAGGACCCAUGCUCGUGGAGCAGCCAACUGCCAUGAUUGACCAGUUCAAAGCUGCCUACUGUUACACCACAUGAUGGUUCCGAUGACCCAUCGAUUGUCAAGCCAAGUCAACGAAGACUCCGAAAACCAAGAGAUGCAUAAGUUUGCCGUCAGAUGUAAGAACUGAGAGCCAAAUCAAACGAACCAUGGCACCUCUCCUCCUCUUGUCCUUGCUCCUGCUGCUGUCCUCUACUUCCCUUCAAGCUCAACAGAACAUAACCUUAGGCUCCUCCUUGACACCUGAAGGGCCUAGCAGCUUUUGGCUCUCGCCGUCUGGCGACUUCGCGUUCGGCUUCCGGCCCAUCGAGGGUAACACCUCCUCCUAUCUGCUUGCUGUCUGGUUCGACAAGACCAGUGAUAAGACGGUGGUUUGGUAUGCCAAGACCAAUGAUCCAGAUCCAGCGCUGGUACAUGUUUCAUCCGGUUCCCAGCUCCUGCUCAACUCAAAUGGGGCGCUCUCGCUCCAGGAUCCCACUGGAACAGAGGUAUGGAAUCCGAGAGUUGUGGGUGCAGUAUACGCUGCCAUGCUCAAUACCGGAAACUUCGUACUGGCUGCUGCAGAUGGCUCUACCAAGUGGGGGACCUUCAAUAACCCAGCAGAUACCAUCCUGCCUACUCAGGUGCUCACUCCAGGAAUGAAGCUCCGCAGCCGAAUCAUCCCCACAGACUACUCCAAUGGCCGGUUCCUCCUUGACCUGCAAAGUAUUGGUGUUUUUCUUUAUACCGUUGCUGUACCCUCCGGUAAGAUGUAUGACUACUACUGGUCCAUGGCUGGGAACACCACAAAGCUGGUGUUCAAUGCGACUGGCAUGGUAUACAUCACCUUGGAUAACGGAACACAGAUCAGUGUGACAUCUGGGGUCACCGGUUCCAUGUUAGACUACUAUCAUCGUGCUACACUUGACCCAGAUGGUGUGUUCAGGCAAUAUCGGUGCCCGAAGAAGUUCAGCAACCUGAGUAGUCAAGCAUGGUCAGUAGUGGACUUCAAGCCCCCAAAUAUCUGUGACGCACAACUGACAAAUGAUGGAAGCGGCAUUUGUGGGUUUAACAGUUACUGCACGUUCAAUGGCAGAAACAACCAGAGUAUUUGCCUGUGCCCAGAGCAGUAUUCGUUUAUUGAUGAGGAGAGGAAGUAUAAAGGCUGCAAACCUGACUUCCAGCCACAAAGUUGUGACUUGGAUGAAGCAGCUGCCAGUAUGCAGUUUAAGUUGAUACCGAUGAACAGUGUGGAUUGGCCUCUAGCUGACUAUGAGGAGUACAGCCCCAUAACUAAGGAUCAGUGCCAGCAACUCUGUCUGACAGAUUGUUUCUGUGCCGUUGCUGUCUUCCAUGACCAAGAUAAUACAUGUUGGAAGAAGAAGAUGCCUUUGUCAAAUGGCAAGAUGGGAGAUAAUGUGGAGAGGACACUUUUCGUCAAGGUACGGAAGAACAACAGUACACAAGCUGAGCUUGUUGGUUCCAACAAAUGGAAGGAAGACAAGAAGAACUGGAUCCUUGGAAGUUCGUUGUUUUUGGGAAGCUCUGUCCUAGUUAACAUUCUGCUGACCUCUGUUAUACUUUUUGGUACUUAUUGUACUAUCACCGUAAAGGAAAUCCCAUCUCUGCAGUCAUCAAACAAUAUAGGAUUGCCCUUGAAAGCCUUCGCUUAUGCUGAGCUUGAGAAGGCAACCAGCGGAUUCCAGGAGGUACUCGGCACUGGUGCCUCUGGUAUUGUGUACAAGGGCCAGUUACAAGAUGAUCUCGGCACUUACAUUGCGGUUAAGAAAAUUGACAAGCUUGAGCAUGAAACAGAGAAAGAGUUCACCGUUGAAGUCCAGACAAUUGGACGGACGCACCACAAGAACUUGGUUAGGUUGCUAGGAUUCUGCAAUGAAGGAAAAGAAAGACUAUUGGUGUAUGAAUUCAUGACCAAUGGAUCACUCAAUCAAUUCCUAUUUGGUGAUGUCAGGCUUGAGUGGAACCUUCGAGCUCAGCUUGCUCUUGGAGUGGCAAGGGGGCUGCUAUACUUACAUGAGGAAUGCAGCACACAGAUUAUCCAUUGUGACAUAAAGCCCCAGAACAUCCUUCUCGAUGGCAACUUCACAGCAAAGAUCUCAGACUUCGGCUUAGCCAAACUUCUCCGAACAAACCAGACACAAACAAAUACAGGUAUCCGGGGCACCCGAGGAUACGUAGCCCCUGAGUGGUUCAAGAGCAUUGGCAUCACUGCCAAGGUGGAUGUUUACAGUUUUGGGGUCAUCCUGUUGGAGCUCAUCUGUUGCCGGCGGAAUGUUGAGUUGGAGGCUGAAGAAGAUCAAAAAAUACUGACUGACUGGGCAAAUGACUGUUAUAGGUGCGGCAGGGUUGAUUUUCUGGUGGAGGGUGAUGAUGAAGCAAUUCUCAAUUUGAUGAAGGUGGAAAGGUUUGUGGCAGUGGCAUUGUGGUGCCUCCAGGAGGACCCAACAAUGAGACCUACAAUGCUCAAAGUGACACAAAUGCUUGACGAAGCAGCUGCAGUCACCGCAGUCCCCACUCCUCCUGAUCCUUCUUCAUUUGUCAGUUCACUUCCAUAGUGUUACUCCAGCAUAUUUUAAGAUUAUUAUAUGUAUGAACCAACAUAAUGGUGUUGGAAAUUAGAUAUGGUUACCUACUGAAGCAAAAGCUAUAUUGUGGAAGUUAUGGCCGCUAAUACCGUCUCUAGCAAUGGGCCACAGAUGUUAUGAAGGCUUCAUCUCUCCAGCAAGAAUAUCAGUUUCCUAAAAUAAAUUGUUUUCCUAGGAUAAAAAUAGUUGUAUGUGGUAUCUCAUCUAUUGGUUAGUUUGGUUACUACUAUGUGAUUCUAUCCAUAAUUUUUAGAAGAGUCUACUUGAAGCAGUGAAGCCUAUUGCAGCUGUUAUCACUUGGCCUCAGAACUUCACCAUGGCUACGGCAGAGCCUAAACAACAGUAAGAUGAGGGUAAGGGUCUUAUCGUCAA
Messenger RNA from Setaria italica (foxtail millet), 3214 nucleotides. RefSeq names its product G-type lectin S-receptor-like serine/threonine-protein kinase LECRK4. The record is from RefSeq and is a predicted model, not a curated record. Bases 407 to 2812 code for a protein of 801 amino acids. NCBI's taxonomy places the organism in Eukaryota, Viridiplantae, Streptophyta, Magnoliopsida, Poales, Poaceae. Gene Ontology annotation, molecular function: protein serine/threonine kinase activity; ATP binding. Gene Ontology annotation, biological process: protein phosphorylation. The transcript has a single exon.